This is a messenger RNA of Panicum hallii, 885 nucleotides long. RefSeq names its product testis-specific gene A8 protein-like. The record is from RefSeq and is a predicted model, not a curated record. The transcript has 3 exons. Bases 1 to 885 code for a protein of 294 amino acids. Lineage: Eukaryota; Viridiplantae; Streptophyta; Magnoliopsida; Poales; Poaceae.
AUGGCCUACAUGUACACAGGGCUGAACGACUGCAGCAGGAUUGUGCAGGGGCCCAGCUCCGAAUUCACUAGGGCGGAGCUGGAGGCGGCGCUCCGGACGAUGACCGGUGCCGCCCCGGCUCGAAAGAGCGACGAGGUCCAGGGGGUGGUGCCCACGCAGAGCAGCCAAGCCGAAGGGAGCAAGUCCCGGAGGCUCCAGCGUGGCGACGGCUCCUUAGUUGGGGAGCCGGUGCCCAAGCGCCAGAAGACGGUGGAGGCGGAGGGGCAGAGCGGAGAAGGCACGACGGCCUUCUCUGAGGUAGCAGACUCCUCCACCGCCAUCGCCGACACGGCGGCCAGCAACACCACCACCACCGUCCGAGCCAAGGCCACAAACCCCACCCCCGCCGCCAGAAGCACCAGUGGCCGGGGACACCCGCCAAAGGUCCGGUGGGCCUUCAGCAGAAAAGGUGUUCCCCCCAAAAGUGCGGGGUCCUUCUCUUCGGACGCCACAAGCACGACCGCCGGAGCUGCCCCGGCUGGGGGGUCCGGCCCCCAGCCCAUACCAGCAGCAGCCAGACACAGCGGUCCGAAACCAGAGGCUGCCACACCCCCAAGGCCUGAGCCCAUCCCAGAGGAGGAGGCCGCCGGACCAGCUGCGUCGACCGAGGCGCCCGAAGCAGCAGCAGCACCAGACACCAAGCUGGAGCCUCCUCCAGCUGAACCAGCAGCAGCAGCAUUGGAAGAGGUGGCACCAGAAGCAGCAACGGCGCCGGAGGUGGCAGAAGUCGCCAGCACCACCACUCCACCCGCGCAGGAGGAGGAGCCGGAGGUGGUGCUGGGGAGGCGUCUUCUUCCAAGCCCAGCAGAGGUCCUGCUCCCCCGCCUUUUUGCCAAAAGCCGGUAG